AUGGAACCGGUAAACUACACUGAUCAGACUUGUAUCAAGAAAUUUGGUCGUGGCAUUGUAUACGUUGAUGUUGUUAAUAAUUUUGCUAUUCAACCGAUUGAAAUUGGUGAUUUCACUAAGGAAGAGUCAAUAGAAUAUCUAGUCAACAAACUCAAAAUCAAAGAAGAAGCAGCAACAAUCUUAAGUAUUACUGAGAAGAAACUUAUAAGUGCACGAAUCUUCCCAAAACAAAAAUAUCAUAAAGAAGCGCGACAAAUUAUCAAUUCUUUAUUGACAACCAAAGAGCUUGAAUAUAUAAAAUAUUUACAAUUUUUCGAUAAUGUUAAGAAAGCUGAUAAAGUAUUGGAAAAGAAUGUGUUUGCAUACAAUCCGAGAAAAAAUAUUGUUAAAUUUCAGUGCAAAUCGGUAGAAUUAUACAUUAAGAUAGAAGCUGAUAAUUUUGGUGUUAAGCUAAUUGAUCUCACCCCUGCUGAUGAAGAUGAUGCAACAUCUUCAUAUCAAAUGGAUACUAUGAAUAUCCUCCUAUUACUGAAGAGUUUUCAUAUCAACAUCCAUCUAAUUUAUAAUCUCCUAGAAAAAAUUAAGGAAAGAAGAAUCAUAUUCCAGUCUCAAGCAUUCCCAAUAGUACAAAUAAUGUAA
Molecule: messenger RNA, 639 nt
Organism: Funneliformis geosporum
Lineage: Eukaryota; Fungi; Glomeromycota; Glomeromycetes; Glomerales; Glomeraceae
Source: the annotation of a GenBank genome assembly